GAUGGACGGACGGAUGGAUGGAGGGGAGGAAGGCUGGAGCAUCGCCACUGUUUCCCAGCAACAACAUCAGUGAGAGGCAGGAAUCCACCCGCUCUUCAUCCACCCGUUUAUUUCUACCUCUUGAUUUUAAUCCUUUAUUCCUCCUCCUCUGCUGCUGCUCCCCUUCAUCCCCCUCUCUCUCUCUCUCUCUGAGUUAGAGGAGGAGGAGGAGGAGGAGGAGGAAGGAGGGAGGGGUGGAGAGGAAAAGCAUUGCGAUACUGCAGGAACAGACUGAGGAGCUACAGGAGAGAAGAGAGAGGGAGAGGAGAGGAGGAGAGAGAAAAAGAGAGGUGAAUUAAAGAAAGGGACAAAAGGAGGUCAAUUUAAAGGAACGAUAAAGAACAGGGACGGAUAGAGGAAAAUAUAAAAGUAAAGAUAGAAGAAAAACAGGAGAGGUGGGAGAGGAGAAGAAGUGAAAAACAGGAUGGAGGAAUAACGGAUGGAGAGGAUGAAAAAGAAGAAAAUGUAGCAGAGAGAAGAAAGAGAGGAGGAAAGUGAAGGAUAACGAUGGAGGUGAAGAGGAGCUGCAAGAACAGAUGGAGAGACUUAAAUUUGAGGUUCACAGGUAGAGGUUUGGUGCAAGGAUGCAGUUGGAUGACAAACUGAGCGAAACCUCCACAAAUCUCUGCAGGACUUUCACACUUUUCAACGUUUUUCCCUGAAAACUUCCGGUGGAUGGGACCGACUCUGAUCCAGCAGACUUCAUGUCAGAUAAUGAAACACGAGGACACGGAUGGACAGAUGGAUGGAGAGUUCACUCAUGUGUGAAGGAUGAAGUGACUGAGACCUGUUGGAAUAUUAUGAACACAUUCCCUGAGGAGUUUGGUGGGAAGGACUCUAAUCGCUGAGACGGCACUUUGACAGAUGAUGAAAGGAUAUUUUAAGGAUAAAUUUGGACUGUUGGACGUUUUUUUGAUUUAAGAGAAAUCUUGGAAAACUUCCACAUUCCUUAAGGUACUUGCCAAGAAUUACUUUGAGCUGGACAAACCAUUUGUUUACUAAGUCUACGAGUCAUUUUAAUUGACGAACAAAGAAGAAUCUUUGAAAACUCCCAAAUUCCUUCAGGACUUUGGUUGGGAAUCUCCCAGACAUGACUUUAGUACGGAUUACAGAGAGUUUACUGAUCUCUAAAGGAUAAAUUCACACCGUUGGACGUUUGUUGGCAGAAGUAGAAGUAGAUUUUAAGAAUAAAUUUGGACUGUUGGACUUAUAUUUGAGUCUUUCAAAACUCCCAAAUUCCUUCAGGACUUUGGUUGGGAAUGACUUUACUAUCCCAGACAUCACUUUAGUACGGAUUACAGAGGUUACUGGUGGACGGAUGUAGAGUUUACUGAUCGAUUAAGGAUAAAUUGAUACCAUUGGACGUUUGUUGGCAGACAUACAAAUAGAUUUGAUCGACAAAACGAGGAAAAUCUUGGAAAACUCCCAUAUAGUACAGAAAGAUGGACAGUUUACAGAUAUUUUAGGAAUACAUUUGGACUGUUGUGAUUUAUAUUUGAGUCUGCACAAACAAAUAAUUUACAGUUACGUCAAAGUUUAAGUGAUACGAGUAGUUUUUAUUGAUGAACAAAGACAUUUUCUUGAGGACUUUGGUGACAAUGAGUCGAAUCAGCCAGACGUCACGUUACAGAUGAUAAUCUAUUAGUUAUUGAUAGAUGGGAGGUAACUUGGAUGUUUGUUGGCAGACAUACAAAUAGAUUUGAUUGAUUAAACAAGCAAAAUCUUGGAAAUCUCCCAUAGUACAGAAAGAUGGACAGUUUACAGAUAUUUUAAGAAUGAAUUUGGACUGUUGGACUUAUAUUUUAGUCUUUUAAAUCUCCCAAAUUCUCUCAGGGAUUUGGUGUAAAUGAAGCUGAAAAGAGGACACAGCUGCACAAACAAGUAAUUUACAGAUACGUCAACGUUUAAGUGAUACGAGUAGUUUUUAUUGAUGAAUAAGAAAAAAUCUAAAAACUACCAAAUUUCCAGAGGAGUUUGGUGAGAACAACUCUUAUCACUUUGACUUCCUCACUGGAUGGAUGGACAGUUUGCGGAUACUUUAAAGAUACACUUGGCUGUUUGUUGGCUGAGGUAGAAGUAGAUUUGAUUGGCAAAGAGAGCAAAGUCUUGGAAAACUCCCAUUAUACAGAACGAUGGACAGUUGACGGAUAUUUUAAGAAUAAAUUUGGACUGUUGGACUUGUGUCUUUUAAAUCUCCCAAAUUUGGUGAGAAUGACGCUGAAAACACGACACAGCUGCACAAACAAAUAAUUUACCGAUACGUCAAAGUUUAAGUGAUACAAGUAGUUUUUAUUGAUGAACUGAGAAAAAUGUUUAAAAACCACCAAAUAACGACUCGAUUCACCCAGACGUCCCUUUACAGAUGAUAACCUAUUAGUUAUUGAUGGAUGGGAGGACAUUUUACUGAUAUUUUUAAGAGAAAAUUGACACCAUCGGACACUUUGACUUCCUCACUGGAUGGAUGGACAGUAUACGGAUACUUUAAAGACACACUUGGAUGUUUGUUGGCGGAGGUAGAAGCAGAUUUGAUUGACGAACCAGGAAAAACUUUGUCGGGAAUGCUUAUGAUAACAGGAUACGUCAGAUGGAAGAAGUUGUUUGGACUAAAAGAAACCAUCCCAAUCUGUCCUGGAACGACUAAUUCUCCAUCGGAUAUUGACGGAUUCUGAUCGGACACCUUUGGAUACUACGUUGGUUUGGAUUUUGGAUGGAACAACUGGUCUUCGUAAACCUCUGAGGCUUUAUAUCUACUGGAUAUCACUUCAGCUCUGACUCACUUUGUCCUGAAAACUCACAUUUUCUGAAUCUUUUCUGGGCUCACAUGCUGGUUUACUCGUUGCCAUGUUUCACUAUCGAACACGACGUUCAUCAGCCUCGAUGGUAUUUAUUGAUUCCUCCUUCUUGUUGGAUUAAAUCUGGUUCUUCAUGAUGGUGAAUGAGGACGAGUUUGGUUCCUCUUCAAGGCGAAGAACUUUGAGCAGAUAAUGGACUGGAAGGAACUGGCGGCUCAGAAGCUCAGUCUGUCCCGCAGGAAGAAGUCCCAGCCGGGCACCGCCACCUCGCCCUCUGAGGACCCAGGGCCGCUGCUGUACACGGGGGGCUUCAGCGGGGCCCUACAGCUCUCCCCGCCCGCCGUCCCACCAUGCCUCCUCCGGGCCGGGUCAAAGGUCAAGGACACGCCGGGGAUGGGGAAGGUCAGAGUGAUGGUCCGGAUCUGCUCGGUCCACAGCAGCGAGUCCUCAGAGUCCAUGUCCCUCCUCAAAGUGGACGGCAGGAAGAAGCUGCUGACUCUCUGCGAGACGUCCGCCGCCGGACAAAUCGCCGCCGCCCAGAGGCGGUCGUCCGCCUCCGCUCCCAAGACCUUCACCUUCGACGCCAUCUUCUCCCAGGAUGCUUCGCAGGCUGAGGUGUGUUCGGGGACGGUGGCGGAGGUCAUCCAGUCGGUGGUGAACGGAGCAGACGGCUGCAUCUUCUGCUUCGGACACGCUAACCUGGGUAAGACCUACACCAUGAUUGGUCGGGACUGCUCCACCCAGAGUCUGGGCGUGGCGCCGACGGCCAUCUCGUGGCUCUUUAAGGUGAUCGAGGAGCGGAGGGAGAAGUCUGGAGCUCGUUUCUCUGUCAGAGCGUCCGCUGUGGAGAUCUCCGGUCGGGAGGAGACGCUCACCGACCUCCUGGCUGAGCUCGUCGCCGCCCCCUCGGCGGGGGGCCACCAGGAGGCCCCGGGCCCCGCCGUGUCGCUGCGAGAAGACCCCCUCUGUGGAUCCCAGCUGCAGAACCAGACGGAGCUGCGUGCGACCAAUGCGGAGCGAGCAGCGUUUUUCCUGGACGCCGCCCUGGCAGCGAGGAGGAGCAGCCGGGCGCCGAGCGACCAAGAGGCCCGGAGGAACUCGCACUUUCUGUUCACCCUGCACCUCAACCAGGAGAGGCCGGACAAGAGCAACAAGGCAGCAAUGUCUGGUCGGAGUCGUCUCCACCUCCUGGAUCUGGGGAGCUGUGAGACGGACAUCAGCAGGACCAGAGAGGGAGGUGGAGGUCAGUGUCUGUCUCUGUCGGCGCUGGGAAACGUCAUCCUCGCCCUCGCCAACGGGGCCAAGCACGUUCCCUACAGGGACAGUAAGCUCACCAUGCUGCUCAGCGAAUCCCUCGGCAACAUCAACUGUCGAACCACCAUGAUCGCCCACAUCUCCGACUCCCCGGCCAACUACAUGGAGACGCUGACCACGGUGCAGCUGGCCUCCCGCAUCCACCGCAUGAGGAAGAAGAAGUCCAAGUAUGCCUCCAGCUCAUCCGGAGGGGAGAGUUCCUGCGAGGAAGGUCCGUCCCAUCGACCUCCUCAUCUCCGACCCUUCCAUCCAAAAAUCGUGGCCCUGGACCCGGACACGCCCCUGCUGCUCUCCAGCGAUCCUGACUACUCUUCCAGCAGCGAACACUCCUGCGACACCGUCAUCUACGUCGGGCCCGGAGGGGCGGCCAUCUCAGACCGAGAGCUCAGCGACAAUGAGGGGCCGCCUUCCUUCGUUCCCAUCAUCCCCUCCCUGAACAAAAAGCGAGUCAAAGAUGCGCCCAGGUCUGAGGGAGAUCACUUGAAGUGCAACACGUUUGCGGAGCUGCAGGAGAGACUCGAAUGCAUCGACGGCAGCGAGGGUCCGGCCACGUUCAGCAUGGAGGCCAAAACCACGAAACCCACAGAGGUGACGUCUCCGCCCAAAUCUGAGGAGAUUUCCUCCCACGGGUUCUCAGAAAGUACAUCAACCACAUGCACAAAUAAACCAUAUCAGGAACAACCCAAAUGCCCUUCAGCCAGCGGCCUCGUGGACACUUCCAAACGGACAAGUGCAGAUGGGGAGAAACUUGCAGUCACCCCCUUUCAGCCAUGUGUGGUAAAGACUACUUUGCCCCAGGACUCUGAGCCUGUGGUGCGAGAGAAGGUCUACCUCAGAGGAGGUGUACCCAAACCGUCAGCCUCACCGUCCUUACCCAGGACAUUUAGGGCAGCGUCUCAGCCUGGGGAGGUUCUAGGUAGGACUCCCCCAGUGGGUAUGAGUCAACAAGCACUGAGGCAAGGCCAACCGCUGGGGUCUCCUAGCAUGGAAAGGGCCCGCAAUCUUCGGGCAGCUCUGUUAGGAAGCGGUCUUGACAGGGAUUUUCUGAGGACUACCGUUACUCUGCAGCAGCCCGUGGAGCUGAACGGGGAAGAUGAGCUUGUCUUCACCGUCGUAGAGGAGCUUCCUCUUGGCCUUAUCCCAGACAAUGGUCGCCCCUCCAACCUCCUCAGCUUCAACCGUGACUGCUCUCUGCGGGCCUCUGGCGUUCGGCCUGUCAGCAUCAUCAGCAGCAUUAACGACGAGUAUGACGCCUACACAUGUCAACACGGAGCGGUGGGACCUGGGGCUGACAUUGGAACCGACUGCCAGGAAGGGUUGUUUUCCCAGCAUGGCAGCCAGCAUUCAACUGUUGGCUCGUGGUCAAGUGAAGAGGGUGCUGAGUGGUCUGAAAGCAGGCUUUACUCGAGGGGCAAAACCCUGGCAUCCGAGAAUGCGUCCAUGCUGACCUCGCCAAGUAUGUUUCAUAAACAGCACGGCAUCAAGAGCUCCCUGAACGACAGUGGCGUCUGUUUCUCAGAGCUGGACAGUGACCCUGCUACUCCAAACAAACCUUCGUUUACCAAGUGCCCUCCAUCCCCGGACUCAACCAAAGCCUCUCUCAAAGGCUCUCUCAAGGUGAGACCCAGUACCCUGAACCCUUCAGCCCAGACUCCCCAUCACGCCGCCCAUUCCAGUCUUCCCAGGAAAAACAAGCCUACCUCAUCUGCAGCUGUGGGCUGCAGCAGACAGGAAGGCAGACAUGAUGAAUUUUUGCUUCAGGGAAGCAGUCAGUUUGAUCCCAGAGAGGUCGGGUUCCUCUCUGCAGGUAAGCCACCAAGAAGUGGCGCGAGUAGUGUUUCCUCCAAGAGGCCCGGAGGGAACAGCAACAGUGUUCCUCGGCCACCGAAGGCACAGAUGUCGUCUUCGGCUCAGAGGGUUGUGGAUGGUUGUGAGAAGUCCAGCAGCAGGAGAGGAGAUACUCUCAUCAAGCUGCCGCGACUCACCCGCGGUGCAACCACUCUAGGAACCGUGAGUUCUGAAUCCAAUGAAGGCACUUCAGUGACCGGCACCCUGAGGUUUUCAUCCUUGGGAAAAAAGUCAAAUGAGCAGAAAAGCAGCAAGUCUGGAUCCGGAAACAUCUCCCCUCCUGCUCCACUUGUCAGACAGUCGAGCCAAGAACAAAAGACAAGGACAGUCCUAUCUCCAAGUGCCUUAAAAACAAGCAGCGACUUUGGAAAGUUUCCAUUCCCUAAAACCUCAGAGGACGAAUUCAACCAGUCAAUCCGGCUCCGGGCGGAUUCAUUCAGCCACAGGACAUCUAGUUUAAAAACUGAACACGGCUCUGCCAGGACGUCUUCAAGCCUGAAGACACGAGGCGCCAAAGCCGAGUCUUCCAGGUACUACGGAAGUCUGAUGUCUCUGGAGAGAUGUGACAGUCAAACUUUAGCUGGGUCCAGGUCUGAACUGUCCAGGGAGGGUAGUGGUGCUACUUUAGGAGGUAACAGCAGAUCCAACAGAUCAGUGCCAAGACUCGGGGUUCCAGCCUCCACAUCUGCUGCAUCUUCCCAAGUUCCUCCGGGUGUCUUUGCAACUACAAGCAAACUGGCAUCGGUCAAAGGCAACAGCAGCUCUCGAGCAGCAGUUUCUGGUGGAUCAAAGGUUCGAACUCUGUCUACCAGCAGCUCCAAGAGCCUGAGCUCCUCCCCUAAACCUCCUGAUAACAUAGCUGGACGCAACACCAGCCUCCCUCCAACUGGUAAGUCCCCAGCUCGGUCGGGGGUGGGAGCCAAGACGGGAAGAGGCACCAUCAUGGGCACAAAGCAGGCCAUCAGCAGGGCGGCUAACAGCCGGGUUAGCGAGCUAGCCACUGGUAGCCAAAGGAAGCCGCUCAGCAGGGGGCCCGGAGCAACAGGAAGCGAUGGCACCGACAGCGGGACUAGUAGUGCCAGUGGGUCGCCAAGCAGCACGCCGCUACCGUCACCGUACAGCAAGAUCACCGCACCUCGGAGGCCGCAGCGCUACAGCAGCGGGCACGGCAGUGACAACAGCAGCAUCCUCAGCGGGGAGCUGCCUCCCGCCAUGGGCCGCACCGCCCUGUUUUACCACAGCGGAGGGAGCAGCGGCUAUGAGAGUAUGAUCCGGGACAGCGAGACCACCGGCAGCACCUCCUCAGCGCACGACUCCAUGAGCGAGAGCGGAGUGUCGUCGUCCAACAGAAGCAGAGUUUCUAAAUCGCCCAAGAAGAGAGGAAAUGGUUUCGUGCGGAGGCGUCUGAUCCCGGCUCCCCUCCCGGACACCUCGUCUCUGGGCCGGAAGGCGGGGGGUCAGUGGGUAGACCUGCCCCCGCUGGGCGGCGCCUUGAAGGAGCCCUUUGAGAUAAAGGUGUACGAGAUCGACGACGUGGAGCGCCUGCAGAGGAGGAGGGAGCUGGUGACGGGCUCAGAGCCGUUCCACGAUGUUGAAAAGGGUCUGCUCUACUUUAACGCCCGGCUGAGGAUGCUGGAGAAGAGGCAGCAGCAGAUCAGAGAGCUGAAGAGCAAACACGAGAGGCUGAAGGUGGAGCUGGAGGAGGCCAAGAGCCGGCUGAUGCUAAACCCAAACAAGUGGAGCGGAGAGUUCGACGUAGACCAGGACCUGGACCGGGAGUCCCAGGAGUACCUGGAGGCUCUGGCUCAGGCCACGGCGGAGCUGGAGUACUGCGUCAACCUCUGCAAGUCCCGCGUCAUGAUGGAGACCUGCUUCGACAUCGCGGUGACGACGACGGCCGCCGGCGCCACGCAGGGAGGACAGCAGGAGGUGGAGGUGUGAGAGGAGAGCCGGAUGCUCAACACACUGUCGUCUGUACUGACGCCCGGUCGGGGCCCGUCAGCGUCACUUUCUGACGUCCAGCGCACCAAACUAUGACGCUCCACUACGGUCGCAGUAAAAACCUGGUUAAUGUUCAAACAAAACCACCAUCGGUUUAGGACACAAAGUGAAAGUGAACACUGUACACUAACAGCGGCCUCCUGGAUGAAAGCUUUGUGUUUGUUGGACCCAUCCACCUCCCUGAUUUUGUUGCUCUUUAAACUACAUCACCUGACCGUCUAAUGACGCCGUGGAUGAGUUUACAUUGUUAGUUAAUGGGAAGCCCGGUGCGUCUCAUAAGCCCGAGUCACACCAAGCAGAGAGAACUAGCGGCGACGAAGGCCGCCUGCUGCAUCGCCUCACGUCUCCUUUGUCUUGCCCGACAAGUCACAGUCGAACACCGCAAAGACGACAGCCGACGACCAGUUAACACAUACGUUAGCAGACGUUCUGCUCCUGCGUGAGAGGAAUUAACUCUCCACACCAGCAGGCGGCGGUAGUCUGCAUUCAUCAUU
This is a messenger RNA of Sebastes umbrosus (honeycomb rockfish), 8488 nucleotides long. It is a transcript of the gene kif26aa, whose product is annotated as kinesin family member 26Aa. The coding region runs from base 3024 to 7934 and encodes 1636 amino acids. Gene Ontology annotation, biological process: microtubule-based movement. Gene Ontology annotation, molecular function: microtubule binding; microtubule motor activity; ATP binding. Lineage: Eukaryota; Metazoa; Chordata; Actinopteri; Perciformes; Sebastidae. The transcript is spliced from 13 exons. The record is from RefSeq and is a predicted model, not a curated record.